AUGUGUAAAUGCGGUAUUAAGUUCUCAGGCCUCAGCUUCACUGGAGCUGGACUGGAUCACUUCACUGAGUUCAUCGCGGUCACAGUCGGCUUGCGUAUAGGUGCCGAAAUCACCGAAGCCCAUCGCUGCCAUUGCGGCACCACAGUUUACCGCCAGGGGCGCCACGGACUGUCUUGCCGCCGGAGUGCCGGCCGCCAGGCCCGUCAUGCCUCCAUAAAUGACGUCAUCCGCAGGGCUCUUGCCACCGUCAACGUGCCGGCUACACUCGAGCCGAACGGUAUCGCGCGUGACGACGGCAAGAGACCUGAUGGAAUGACGCUCAUUCCAUGGAGCCGGGGCAGACCUUUAGUCUGGGACGCCACGUGCGUGGACACAUUGGCGGCGUCGCAUGUGACGGCCACCUCAAGGGAGGCGGGAGCGGCCGCUGCUAACGCGGAGACCAACAAGAGGCGGAAAUAUGAAUGCCUGGGCCAAGACUUCAUAUUCCUGCCUUUUGGUGUUGAAACCCUGGGUCCGUGGGGCCCCAGCGCAAAGGUCCUUUUUAAGGAUUUAUCCCAAAGACUGGUCGACAAAUCAAAUGACCCCAGGGCUGGUGCUUACCUCGGCCAGCGCAUUAGUUUGGCCAUACAACGAGGUAAUGCUGCCAGUGUAAUUGGCACUUUGCCCGCAGCCUCCGACCUAGAUUUAAUUUUUUACUUAUAG
Messenger RNA from Aricia agestis (brown argus), 702 nucleotides. RefSeq lists its product as uncharacterized. The record is from RefSeq and is a predicted model, not a curated record. The transcript is spliced from 2 exons. Lineage: Eukaryota; Metazoa; Arthropoda; Insecta; Lepidoptera; Lycaenidae. The coding region runs from base 1 to 702 and encodes 233 amino acids.